GACCUGGUGGCUAAGGGGUCAGCAUCUCACACACAAUAUUGAUGUGCAGAGCCUCGGGGUGGACUCGACGGUGUCCCUGCUGCGCCUCCUGGCCACUGCCGGCGACGACAACGGCCUGCUGGAGUGCCGCGCGACCGCCCCCACGCUGCCGCACGUCACGGCCUCGGCCUCCGCCAAGCUCACCGUGCACUACGUUCCCGAGGCGACCAUCAGCAUCGACGGGGUGGGCGGGUUGGCGAGCGGAGGGACGGGCGCAGCGGGCUUUCGAGCGGGCGAUUCGGCGACCCUCAAGUGCACCGCCAGAGCCAACCCGCCGGCUUACAACCAGACUUUCAUGUUCAAUAGAAUCCUCUGACUCUAAAACCACGCUCCUGUGGCAGUUGACCCUCCGUGACGUCAGAGCAGCGGAUGCCGGCCUGUACGAGUGCCAAGUGACUACCCACCCCCACGUCACUCUUUUUCACGCUGAGGUCAAAACCAAGGGCUUCAUGAACAAUAUGGACCAAUAUGCAAAUGAGACUAGUUGCAUUAUCAACAAAGAGUACACGUAUUACGCGCUGUCCCUUUUACAGAUCCUAUUCAAAGCGUCCUUUUGA
This is a messenger RNA of Penaeus vannamei (Pacific white shrimp), 596 nucleotides long. Lineage: Eukaryota; Metazoa; Arthropoda; Malacostraca; Decapoda; Penaeidae. The record is from RefSeq and is a predicted model, not a curated record.